GGAUUGCUUGAUAAUAAUAAUAAUGUUUAAUGUGGUGUUGUUGGCUUAAGUUCAGAUACUGUGUAGUUGUGUACAACUGAAAGUGUUUGCCAAGUGCAUUUGACCAAUGAUAACACACCGACACUGCAGACACCCUGUGUGAAGCAUAUAAAAGAAAGUGGCCUUUCAACUGUCUCUGAAAGAUUCUUGAUAACAUACAACAGUACAGAUCACAUACUCCGAAGACUUAGACAGAGACUCUGACGCCGACAUGCUCUUGUUCCUCUUCUUGUUUGGUCUGGCUCUGGGUGCCGUGUCUCCUUCUGAGGAACAUGAAGUGAAGCUACAGCGUGCCAACUGUCCCAUGUUUUGGUACAGCUUCAACAACCGCUGCUACAAGUACGUCGCCACAGACAUGACCUGGGCUGAUGCAGAGAUCCACUGUGUCUCAGAGGGAGCCAACCUGGUGUCUAUCCACAAUCUGGAUGAAGAGAAUUUCGUCAAAUCCCUGAUCAAAAACUUUGACCACACUGAGGGACGCACCUGGAUCGGACUCAGUGACAUCCACAAAGAAGGCACCUGGAUGUGGUCUGAUGGCUCUGCAGUGGACUUUGUUUUUUGGAAUACAGGAGAACCGAACAACAAUGGAGGACAUGAACACUGCGUUCAAAACAACUAUGAUAACGCUCAGAAAUGGAAUGACGGCCAAUGUUCUGAUAUUAUACCCUCUGUUUGUGCAUCUCGUAUAACCUGUCCUUAGCACCUGAGAUUGUUGCUCUGUUGACAUGCAUUUGGCCUCCUCAAUAAAGACACAAAUGUACACUUA
Messenger RNA from Sebastes umbrosus (honeycomb rockfish), 805 nucleotides. RefSeq names its product lactose-binding lectin l-2-like. NCBI's taxonomy places the organism in Eukaryota, Metazoa, Chordata, Actinopteri, Perciformes, Sebastidae. The transcript has 2 exons. Bases 251 to 739 code for a protein of 162 amino acids. Gene Ontology annotation, molecular function: signaling receptor activity. The record is from RefSeq and is a predicted model, not a curated record.